AAACGCGCGCGUGAACAUAGAGCUCAAACUCCGCGCGGCCAUGUGGAGAAUCAUCACGUACCUAAACAGCCCCGAGCUGGUGGUGGGUUUUCAGCGACUCUGCGGCCUGGUACCAGCAGAGUCAUUCUCGCAUGUUAUUCAAAACGGUAUGGUGAACGCGAAUGGAUCCGUUAAGGAGGCACCGUUGACGACACACCGGCGCAAAGCGGAGCAGGUGGCGAACGGGUCACGCGCACACGACAGCAACUCCAACUAUAAAUCCGCCGAUUCACAGAAUGACAACAAAGUCGAAGAUCGUCCCAGGCCACAUUAUAAGGUGAAAAACUGGCUUUUCUACUUCCUGUUUGUGACGUCGGCCACUCUGGGCCAUGAAGUCUUUUACAUCACCUUCCUUCCCUGCAUCCACUGGAACCUCGACCCGUUUCUGUGCAGGCGGCUCGUCAACAUGUGGGUUGUGGUGAUGUACAUAGGGCAGGUGAUGAAGGAUGUUUUAAAGCUGCCGCGUCCUCCGUCUCCCCCUGUGGUCAAACUGGAGACGCGUGUGGAUGCAGAGUACGGGAUGCCGUCCACACACGCCAUGGCGGCCACAGCCAUUUCAUUCACACUGCUUCUCAGCGCAGAGGAGAGAGUGCAGUUCCCGUUUGAGCUGGGAUUGGCUGUGGCUGUGCUCAUGUCUGCGCUGGUGUGUCUGAGUCGUCUGUACACCGGCAUGCACUCUGCUCUGGAUGUGAUUUGUGGUGUUGCAAUUUCAGCCGUCAUCAUUGCUGUUUCAUACCCAUAUUGGGGAACCAUCGACUACUUGCAGCUUCACAACCCGGUCUCCCCCGUGGUGGGAAUGGUUCUGCCCUUGUUCCUAGCCUACAAAUACCCCGAGCUGGACCACUACAGCACCACACGGGGGGACACCACAAUUAUUUUAGCAUGCAGUGCUGGAUGUUCAGUCGGAUACUGGGUUAAUGAGCGAUUGGGGUUGACCUUUUACCUCACAGGCCCUUUUCCAGUCACCCUACCACCUCUCACACUGGCAGCUUUGGGUUGUGGAUUUGCUCGGUUUGUGAUUGGAGUGUUAAUGCUGGUUCUGACCAGGCAAACGGUGCGUUUUGUGAGCCUGAGGGUGCUUUGUUGGAUUUUCGGAGCUUCUGUGAGCGACCCUGAAGCACGCAAGAGGAAAGAGAUUGAAGUGCCGUAUAAGUUCAGCACAUAUGUGGCCAUCGGAUUGGUCAACAGCAUCCUGGUGAACAGAUUGUUUGUGAAGAUGGGACUCUGGGAUUUGGGAGAUUCUGUGUAAUUUCUCAGCGUUUACAGGCAAGUUUGAGCAGAAUCCCAUUCCGUGAUUUAUUCUCAGGGAGAAUUAUUUUUAGGUGUUUGUUUAGGAAUGGUGAGCGCUUCUAAAUUCUCAGGAAAUAUUAAACAUACUAGAUAAAACAUCAGUUUUUUAUUAGAUUUGGAAAUGAUAUAUAGCUCAAUAAUUAAUAUUGAAUAAUGAAUAUUAUAUUUUUCCUACUUGGAAAUGAGAUUUUGCACUGAAAUUAAAUAUGUAAAUUAGAUGCUGGACUUCUUAGUCUGUCAAAAAUUUUGCGCCUUAAAGAGGUAUUUCACCCAAAAAUGAAAAUGUACUCAUUAAUUACUCAUUUAUAAGUUUAUUUCUUCUGUUAAACACAAAAGAAGAUAUUUUGAAGAAUGCUGAAAACCUGUAACCAUUGACUUCAAUAGUACUUGUUUUUCCUACUAUGGAAGUCAGUGGUUACAGGUUUCCUGCUUUCUUCAAAAUUAUUAAUAUUGAAUAAUGAAUAUUAUAUUUUUCCUACUUGGAAAUUAGAUUUUGCACUGAAAUUAAAUAUGUAAAUUAGAUGCUGGACUUCUUAGUCUGUCAAAAUUGUUGCGCCUUAAAGGGGUAGUUCACCCAAAAAUGAAAAAGUACUCAUUAAUUACUCAUUUAUAAGUUUAUUUCUUCUGUUAAACACAAAAGAAGAUAUUUUGAAGAAUGCUGAAAACCUGUAACCAUUGACUUCAAUAGUACUUGUUUUUCCUACUAUGGAAGUCAGUGGUUACAGGUUUCCUGCCUUCUUUUAAAUAUCUUAUUCUUUAUUUAACAAAAGACAAACUCAAACACAAAAGAAGAUAUUUUGAAGAAUGCUGAAAACCUGUAACCAUUGACUUCAAUAGUACUUGUUUUUCCUACUAUGGAAGUCAGUGGUUACAGGUUUCCUGCUUUCUUUUAAAUAUCUUAUUCUUUAUUUACCAAAAGACAUAAACUCAAAAGAAGAUAUUUUGAAGAAAGCUGAAAAUCUGUAACCAUUAACUUCCAUAGUAGGAAAAGUAAGUACUAUGUAAGUCAAUGGUUACAGGUUUCCAGAAUACUUCAAAAUAUCUUCUUUUGUAUUUAUGAGGUUAUUUCUUCUGUUAAACACAGAAUAAUAUAUUUUGAAGAAAGCUGAAAACCUGUAACCAUUGACUUCUAUAGUAGGAAAAGUAAAGCAGGUCGCACACCGGAAGUGCCGCAACAUGGCACGCACAUGACAGUUAAAAGUAUCACACACCAGACGCGGACAUUCAUAUAUUUAAUAUGAAACUAAUCAGAUGGCGCUCUGUGGCGCGGCAGAGAAAUGAACAGUAUCCUGAGUCGUGGCUGGGCGCCGCGGACAGCUGCCGAUUUGCGGCGCCGGUGUGUGUACCCUGAUUGAAACCUAUGUUUAGAAUUCUGAAAUGUAUGGCGCUGCGUGGCGUUACAUGGUGCACCGCCGAGCGGAGCUUCUGGUGUGUGACCUGCUUAAGUACUAUGUAAGUCAAUGGUUACAGGUUUCCAGAAUCCUUCAAAAUAUCUUUUGUAUUUAUGAGUUUAUUUCUUCUGUUAAACACAGAAUAAGAUAUUUUGAAGAAUGCUGGAAACCUGUAACCAUUGACUUUCAUAGUACUUGUUUUUCCUACUAUGUAAGUCAAUGGUUACAGGUUUCCAGAAUCCUUCAAAAUAUCUUUUGUAUUUAUGAGUUUAUUUCUUCUGUUAAACACAGCAUAAGAUUUUUUGAAGAAUGCUGGAAACCUGUAACCAUUGACUUUUAUAGUACUUGUUUUUCUUACUAUGUAAGUCAAUGGUUACAGGUUUCCAGCAUUCAUCAAAAUAUCUUCUUUUGUGUUCGACAGUUUAGAACGAGUAAAGUGAGAGUAGGGGACAGAACUUUCAUUUUUUCAUAGUAGGAAAGUCAACUACGAUGGAAGUCAAUGGUUACAGGUUUCCAGAAUACUUCAAAAUAUCUUUUGUAUUUAUGAGUUUAUUUCUUCUGUUAAACACAGCAUAAGAUAUUUGGAAGAAUGCUGGAAACCUG
This is a messenger RNA of Danio aesculapii, 3323 nucleotides long. RefSeq names its product sphingosine-1-phosphate phosphatase 2 (gene sgpp2). NCBI's taxonomy places the organism in Eukaryota, Metazoa, Chordata, Actinopteri, Cypriniformes, Danionidae. The transcript is spliced from 5 exons. Gene Ontology annotation, cellular component: endoplasmic reticulum membrane. The record is from RefSeq and is a predicted model, not a curated record. Bases 41 to 1288 code for a protein of 415 amino acids. Gene Ontology annotation, biological process: phospholipid dephosphorylation; sphingosine metabolic process. Gene Ontology annotation, molecular function: sphingosine-1-phosphate phosphatase activity.